Plodia interpunctella (Indianmeal moth) is the source of this 2205-nucleotide messenger RNA. RefSeq names its product Beta-alanine transporter (gene Balat). Gene Ontology annotation, biological process: transmembrane transport. Lineage: Eukaryota; Metazoa; Arthropoda; Insecta; Lepidoptera; Pyralidae. The coding region runs from base 307 to 1986 and encodes 559 amino acids. The record is from RefSeq and is a predicted model, not a curated record. Gene Ontology annotation, molecular function: transmembrane transporter activity. The transcript is spliced from 9 exons. Gene Ontology annotation, cellular component: membrane.
UGUACUAAUGAUCUUACAAUACUACCAUUUUCAUUGCCGCUUCAGGGAAUGUUCCCCCGUAACUAGUAGGUAAUUUUAACAUCCCGGGUAUGGUUCUAUUACCAUUUCUGACAACGUCGCCUAAAGUAGGAAUGUUUCAAAUAAAGGCAGAUCACGAUUAGAUCCUCCUGUAUAAUGCGGUAGAGUUAGGGACCCUCAGGUAGGACUCGGGAUGACCAGUAGACCAUGCACUGUCCGUAGACGUGGUCAGUUAUCAUGUGGUAGAUGUGGGUUUGUUACUGUUAAAACUGUACAAGUGAUUGGGCCAUGGACUUCGACGCGAUCUUAGAAGAUGUGGGCACGUUCGGGCGGUACCAGAAACUAGUGACAUACCUGGUGCUGCUGCCGGCGAUGAUCCCGUGCGGGUUCCAUGCGUACGCGCAGCUGUUCAUGGCCGCGGACGUCCCACAUUGGUGCUGGCUGCCCGAGCUGGAGCAUGCCGAUGUCCAGCGAGCAAAGAAUCUAAGCAUCCCCAUGGAGCUGAAGGACGGAGAGCUCACGUACUCCGCGUGCAGCAUGUACCAGCUCAACUUCAGCGAUCUGAGCGGCCGCCGGGAAGACGCCGAAGUAGUCCCGUGCAGCCACGGGUGGCAGUAUGAUCACAGUGUUUAUACCAACACUAUAGUUACUGAGUGGAGCCUGGUCUGCGACAGGAAUUUCUACCCGACGCUGGGGCUGAUGCUGCUCGGCGUGGGGGGCAUCAUCGGAAACUACAUCUUCGGUUACCUCCAGGAUAGUAUAGGGAGAAAGCCGUCAUUUUUCAUCUACCUGCUCAUCGAAUGCAUCUUCGGUGUGGCGACAGCUUUCGCACCAAACUACAUCGUGUGGCUCAUCUGCAGAUUCGGGGUGGGCUUCACCGUUCCCGCCAUCAUGGCCACUCCCUACGUUCUGGCCAUAGAACUAGUCGGUCCACGAUGUCGAACGCUCUGCACGAUCCUGUCAAACAUCGCGUACUCCCUCGGCCUCAUCUUCCUGGCUGGAGUUGUCUAUUUGGUGCGAGACUGGCGUCAUCUGGCAUUAGCGACGACUCUGCCAUUCGUCUGCUUCUUUCUGUAUCUGUGGCCGAUGCCCGAAAGCCCAAGAUGGCUGCUGGCAAGGGGCAGGUUCGAAGAGGCGGAGGUUAUAUUGAAGAGGAUGGCCAGAAUCAAUGGCAAAUCUUUACCAGCUAAUUACAUGGUCCAUCUCCGUCGCAAAUACGAGUCUGACAAACUUAAAAAGGACUUGGAAAACGAGAAAUCUCGCAAAUACGGAAUAAUGGACCUGUUCCGAACCCCAAACCUUCGACAGAAGACCAUCAUAAUCACCUUUAUUUGGUUCACAAACACCAGUGUAUACGUUGGGCUGUCUUAUUACGCUCCAGUUUUGGGAGGAAAUGAGAUAUUAAACUUCUUUUUGGCGGGUUUGGUGGAGCUGCCGACGUAUUUGUUUUUAUGGCCGUCGAUGGAGAGGCUUGGAAGAAGAUGGACCUUGUGUAUGAGCAUGGUAGUUGGGGGCGUGGCCUGUUUGACAACAUUUUUGGUGCAACAUGAGAGUAAUGUCACAUUAGCCCUGUACUGUGUCGGUAAGAUGGGCAUCUCAUCAUCAUUCGUGGUGUUGCCCCUGAUGGCUUCCGAGCUGUAUCCCACCGUGGUCAGGGGACUGGGCAUGAGUCUCAGUUCUGUGCUGGGUAUGCUGGGGCCAAUCUUUAUACCGCUGGUCAAUUAUAUGGGCUCUAAUAUCUCGGUGUUGCCACUACUAAUCAUGGGUGGGCUUUUGGUAGCUGGUGGAAUUGCCAGCUUGCUUCUACCAGAAACCCUGAAUCAACAUCUACCGCAGACCUUAGAAGACGGCGAAAAGAUGGGCUUGGACACUGAUUUCUGCUGCAAACCGCCCGUGAAAGAGACGAAUAAAAGAAGAUCGAUGAAAAAUAAAGAUGACAAUCCGGAUUGUAUUAAUUGUAACGCGUGAUUAUUGUUUUUGGCAACGUUAGAUUCGGUCAGACUCUUCCAAUAUACUUUUUAAAUAGGUACUUAUCUAUACAUUGUCUAUCGAAAAUGCAAACUUAAACCUCAUGUAUGGAUGGACAAGUUAUGUACAUUUUGAUCUAUGUUUUGUGUAUCUACCAUUUUCAUUUGUAUGUAACUACAGUUAUUUCAAUAAAUAUAUUUAAGUUUGAGGUUUAAUUUA